Messenger RNA from Folsomia candida, 5269 nucleotides. RefSeq names its product non-canonical nonribosomal peptide synthetase lnbA. The transcript has 6 exons. The coding region runs from base 2690 to 4801 and encodes 703 amino acids. The record is from RefSeq and is a predicted model, not a curated record. Lineage: Eukaryota; Metazoa; Arthropoda; Collembola; Entomobryomorpha; Isotomidae.
AUAUAUGUAAAUGAUUCAGUUGUUAACAUGGUUAUGAAAACUUGUUAUGAUAAGAAUCAGAACAUGCUUGUAUUCUUCAGUUUGGAUGAUGAUAUGCAUGCAUGGGCACAUGUGCAAUGAGAAUUUAUAAAUAUGUGCAUGUUGAUACCUCACAAGGUUAAUAUAUUUUUCCAGCGCCGUAGCGACGGUGGAGAGAGGUGGAGAGACACUCUCCAGGCCGUACGGCCCAAGGGGCCGUACCGCCAAGGUCAGCAAUAGAAUGCACUAGAUAAGAUCAGGGAUUCAAUGGAAUACACUAGAUAAGAUCACUGCCAGUAGUAGAAUACACUAGAUAAAAUCAAAGUUAGCAACAAAAUACACUAGGUAAAAUCAGGGAUUCAAUAAUUUUUGGGGGCAUAGUGAGGCGUACCACGGCCAAACUCUCCAGGCCGGACAAAACGUCGCUACGGGCCUGUAUUUUUCAUCCAGUAAUUGGAUGAUAGGUCAGUGCCACAUGAAGCAAAUUUUAUGCUUGGCAAACGAUGGAAAGACACUACGGAAUACCUUCACCUUAAGAUUUUAAUAUGCAAAAUGUAAAUACUUUCGUCAACUUCAUGCGCAUCACCAAAAUUUGUACUUACAAGUAUAUAUGUAUGUAUAUGCACAUGUACGUACAUAUUUAUAUAUUUUUGCACACUUAGAAAUCUGGUAGAUCUUAAAUCAUUACUGUACGUAGGUAUGUACAUACACAUGUUUGUACAGGUUUGUGACAUAAUUUUAAUACCAAGCGGUAGCAACUUUAAUACUAAGAAAUCAAAACCUGCCUAACUACACCAGAUUUCUAACCGUGUAAAUGUGUACAUUUUUACGUGAUUCGACUAGAUUUCCAUCAGUACAUGACAAUCGAAAUUAUACUGAUCGGUAAAAAUUUGUCAUUGGUAUGGUAAAACUUUAAUACCGAGCUAUUACUUCCGGUAUUACAAAUCAAUACUUCUUUGGUAGAGUCAUAUAUGUAUGAAUACCGCUUGCUAUUAUUUUAAUACUGGAUUUCUAAGAGUGUAUGUUAAUUUCAUUUUUUAUGAUCUUAUCGCGGAGACAGUUGGGCAAUAAAUAAAGUCUAGAAAAGUAAAACAAUAUCAAGGCUAAUUACCCAAAAAAAAUAUUAAACAUCAAAUUCCCACAAAAAAUGCAACUUUUUGGACCAGAUCACUACAAUACAUAUGCAGGUACAAGAAUUUCCAGCUAAACUUGCUAGUCAGAAUUUCCAUAUUUUAUUUAAGCUGUGGAAAGGUCAUGGCAGUCUACAUAUUUGCUUGGUCUGGUUCCAGAAGGAUCGAAACAUGAAUUUACAUACGCAAUUAGUUUGUUAAGAUAUGAUGCAAUAUGCAUAAAUACAUAUUUAUUUUACUGCUGGAGUAGAGAAAGGAUUUCCGGUUGACUGCACAAUUCAGGUACGUUGUGUCUCGAAGGCUAAAAUUUUUAAACCUUGCUAAUUUACUUACAACAUAUUGAGAUCUACCCAAACUUGCAUUAUACAUUUUUACUAAUAUAUAAAUACAAAGGUACAUGUAUACAUACACACAACAAUAAACCCAUAAUUUAUAGAGAUGCCCCGAGUACCGGGUAGUUACUCGGUACUUAGUAAGCAAGGCCAUUUUUGGGGACACCCGGCCGGGUACGGGUAUUCUAAUUCAUAGCAUUCUAAAUAUCCUAAAGCGUCCAGAUUACCCGGCCGAUUAAUCUGCAAGUACAGUUUUUUUUACUUGAAAUUCAAAAUAUUACAAACUUUUACUGUCCCAUGGAUUUUAAUUUUGUACCUGGUAUAAAAGAAAAAUUUGGGAGAAUAUGGGCAUAUCUGAUCUUGCAAUUGUUUAUUAAAUUUUGAACUAAUAGUAAGUCUCUAUACCUUGUAUAAUGUUUUUAUUUGUGAUUGCAAAAUUCCAUUCUGCAAGAUUUUUUAAACUCUUCAGAAAAGCGGACUACCUCGCCUUCUUAUUAAUACAUUAAUACUGGCCUACCAUGCCGGUUGCCAACAUUUCAUGUCGAGUACCGAGUACCGAAUACUACCCCUACCCGGGGCAUCCCUAAUGAUGAAUACUUAGCAUUUAUUCAUGUCUCCUGGAUGGGAUUAUAUGCUUGCACGUACCAUAUAUUUAUGACACUUAGAUACAUAUAUAUUUCAAGGCACUCAUUUUUGGAUUUUCAGACAUUUUAAAAUCAAAAAUCUGCAUUUAAAAAUGAAAUCGAAUUUUUUAAAAAGCAAUUAAAAUUUGGAAACAUUGGCACUUGCAAACAAUUUUAAUUGCAUCUUAGAUUACUGGAUGAAAUUAUUGCAGCAAUGAAUCGGGUGGGGUUUUGACGAAGGUCGUCUUGUGUCUGUGUUUUCCAGAUCAGUGAUCCGGAAACCAUGCUGUGAGUUCAUCAUGGAUGGGUUGGGCUAGGUUAUGAAGUUGCAUGUCUUAUCAGAUUCUUGUCGUUUUUAUAUAUUCAAUGCAUACAUACUUCGGAUUACUAUGUAUCCUAAUCUACCUUUCAUACAUAGUUUACCUUGAGUAAUUAUAGAAAUAGGUGGUUCAAUAUCCGGUCGGCCUCCAGAAAAAUUUUAUUUAAAGGCGUCUCAAAGUAAAAUUAUGGUUCAUUUGAUACAAGUUGUUUAAGUAAAGUAGUGAAAACCUGACAAUUUUUGUCUCAUUUUCCCCAUUUUGCGAAAAUGAAGGAAGCAUACAUUACGUUUGCCAGGAAUCUGAGGGAGGCCGACGACGCUUUGUUUAUCUUGAAAUCCAUUAGAGAUACGAAGACUUCCAGGCAAUGUCUGAUCCUUCUAGAUUCUGAAAAUUGUGAAGACGAAUCUUGGGAUGAAUUGGCUAUCUCAUUUGACGGAGUUAUUAAUUUGAAAAGUAAUGGUUUCUAUGACUCGAGAUGUCACGCAUUUCUGCACUGUAUGACUCUUGUGCACUUUGACCGUAUCUGUUUAGUCGACCCUUCUGCUGUGGUUUUUCGAAACAUGGACGACAUUUUUGGUACAGAUGCCUCCAAAUUUGUUUUCGGGAAUGGCAUAACGAUGUUGACACCUAACAUAGGAACUCAUCAAAAUUUGUUGAACAAUCUUGACGGUUUGGAAAAGCAAAAAACAAUUGAUGAGUUAAAACGUGUAAUGGAGCAGGAUUUCCAAGUUUUGAAACUGGACAACAAAUUCCACCUUGAUUUUGACAAGGAAAAAUUAAUAUCAACCAAACUGGUGGACAAGGUGGAAAGACUGAGUACUAGUGGCAAGACAAAUGUGGACAGCGUCGCCAAUAAAAUAUCUAAUCUUACUUCAAGAAUUGAUGAUAAUGAAGAUUCUGGAAACAAGCAUAAUCUUGAUAAGAAUACCCUUGUUGUUGAAGACUCGAAGUUAUGGAAACACAUUCAACUGCAUCCAACAACAAAACCAUACGUACCCUUGGGUGAAAUUAAGACUAUUUUCUUAACGGGAGGGACUGGAUUUCUGGGACCUUACAUGAUUCAACAGUUGACAAAAAUGCCACAAAUUGAAAAAAUAUUUUGCCUAGUUCGGGCACUUCCGAAAAGCACAGAAUCCACCCUAGCCCGACUGCACUCCCGCUUGAAAUUUCUCGACCUAUUUGACAUAACGGAUCUAUCCAAGCUACACGUCGUCGAUGGAGACGUAUCACUUGAUAAUUUCGGUUUGGAAUUACCAAUGUACGAAUUCCUCUCUCGCGAAGUUGAUGCUAUCGUACAUUUCGCUGUUCGUUCCGAUCACGUCAGAUCAUAUAAGAAUUUGUCCAUGUUACAAAGUAUAAAUGUAACUGGAACUCAACGUGUUAUUCAAUUCGCGGCGGAACACAAAGUAAAAUGGAUCAACAACGCUUCCUCCAUGGUGUGCUUUCUCCAAAACAUGAGCAAAAUUAAACACCUUGAAUUAGAAAGUUGGCCAGAGCUGAGGGACUUUGAUCUUAAAAUAAGCUUUGGCUACGGCAUUUCCAAACUUAUUGGAGACAUACUUAUCAGACAAGCCGUUGAAAUUGGCAUUCCUUGCAAAUCGUUUAGAUUUCCGAUCGUUUCUGGGGCAACUGUGACAGGAAAGCAAGACCUGGAUGGUACAAGUAACCACCUGAUGAAAAGAGUAAUACACUUGGUGAGCACUGGAAUAGUGCCAGAUAAGACUAUUCCCUUAGUUCAAAUUCCAGUCGACGUUUGCGCGAAAAUUUGUAUUUCAAUAUUUUUUAACGAAGAUGCACCUCUAAGCAUGUAUAACCUUCUCAAUCCUCAUUUGCAACGGGAAAUUGCACUGUUAGAAUUAGUUCCAGAGCUAGGGAAACAGCUAGUAAUUAUUCAAUUAUACGGAUUUGCACUAAAAGAAGUUGCUCUUAAUGAAACAGAAAGGUUUGUGGCAUACUGGAUACAGCUUUGUAAAAACAAUGGUCUAGAUUUGCAACCCUUUAAAGAAAUUUUGCUCGAAUUUGUCACCGAUCCAGGGAAAAUAUUUGAGAAUGAAGGGAUUCUAGAAUAUUUGAAGAGUCAGAUAUUUCAUGGAGAUAUUGUACACUAUGGUAAGUUUGUGGAAUAUUUGAAGACCUGUGAAAUGUCGAUGCUCCAUCCGUACGCAGAGCUUUAUGACAGUGGUGGAUCAUAUUAUCACAUGACCCAGCGCAGCGAUGAACUUAUCGAAGAAUUUGUUGGUAAAGUUGUUAAGAGGGGGUAUGUCACAAAGUAUUUCCCAAAUUGGAAAGAAGUCACACCUACGGGACUUGAAUGUGUCAGAAAUGAUUUAAAUUACACUGUAAAAAAUGCUAAAGAUUUGUUUCAAACAGGAAGAUAGGUGAAAUUCUACAAUUGUUGAAUUAACGGACAAUUAGGCUAAUGUUCAGGUAAAAUUUGGUCGCACUAAAUAUGUGUAAACACGUGGAACAUAGCUUGAUAAAAUGUUUUAAAUAUGGAACAACUUUGAUAAUUUUCGUCAACAAUGUGAUCAAUACUAUCUUAAGAGUACCGGUUUAGAAUUUAUUUUCUAGUUUCCUACUGUCAUAUCUUCAAUCCAAUUGAGGAUUCGUUUUUCGAAAUACACCUUUAUUGUCGGCCUGACAGCUUAUGUUUUCUCUUUCCAAUAAUUCAUUUGUUAGCUAUAUGUACAUAUAAUAGUUUGAUAGCAAUUCUGUCUUCUUUCCAAUCUAAAUAAUAAGGUUAUCAAAUUGUGUGUCCAUGAUUUUCAAUUGCAUCGUAUGUAUUGCUUAUUUACAUACUUAAUAAAUAGUCCAAUAUUGUCAACAUCAAGACAAUGUCACCACGA